AUGACGACCUUUACGAACAUAACGCGCAGCUUUCUAGCACAAUUCACCACACGCAUUGCCAAAGCCAAGCACCCGAUCAAUCUCCUAGGGGUUACCCAAAGAAACAGGGAGCCGACAAGAAAGUAUCUUGACAGAUUCAACGACGAAUGCCUGGAGAUUGAUGGUCUGACUGACUCGGUGGCCAGCCUAUGUCUGACGAACGGGCUGUCAAAUGAAGACUUUAGAAAUCACUCCACCACCAAGCCCGUAUGGACCAUGCAAGAUAUCCAGAACGUGGCAAGAGAAUACAUUAAUGAUAAGGAGCCGACAAGGGCAUCUUGUCGAAACCCCAUCAACUCAAGGACAGAACCGGCUGGGAACAAGAGUCUCUACUGCGACUACCACAAAGGCUUCGGCCACAAAACCCAGGACUGCUUCGAUUUAAAGGAUGCUUUGGAACAAGCAAUUCGCGAAGGAAAACUAACGGAGUUCUCGCAGUUCAUAAGGGAACCCAAGAGGAGAGAGUGUGAGCGAUCCGACGACGACAAAAGUCAAGCUGUGAAGCCGAGACAAGAGCCCGACGAAGACAACGACUGCGGCCUCACUAUCGUUAAUGUCGUAGUCGGAAGAGACACAGCCCCAAGGUCAAAGUCGGCAACAAGAAAAGACGCCGAGAUUUUGGCCGUAUCAUCAAGUAACCAUGGAACCACGUUCGGGAAAGCUCCAAGGAUAUCAUUUGGACCAGAGGACCAAUGGUCCCACGACAUCCCGGAGAACCUACCUAUGGUGAUCACGCCAACAGUCGGAACAGGCUUGGUCAAGCGAAUCCUCGUGGACACCAGAGUCGACUCCAACAUCAUGUUCAAGAACAUCUUCGACGCCCUGAGUUUCCGAGAAAUUGAUCUAAAAACCCAUCAUCACGGAGUGGUCGGCCUAGGGGACAACUUCAUAAAGCCCGACGAUGUAGUCUCCCUCCCAAUUCGCAUCGACGGAGGAAGAAGUAAGAGGUCAGUAAUGGCGGAGUUUGUCGUCCUAAGGGACUCCACGGCUUACAAUGUCAUCUUAGAGUGA
Arachis stenosperma is the source of this 1050-nucleotide messenger RNA. RefSeq lists its product as uncharacterized. The record is from RefSeq and is a predicted model, not a curated record. Lineage: Eukaryota; Viridiplantae; Streptophyta; Magnoliopsida; Fabales; Fabaceae. The transcript is spliced from 2 exons. Bases 1 to 1050 code for a protein of 349 amino acids.